Molecule: messenger RNA, 1400 nt
Organism: Aedes aegypti (yellow fever mosquito)
Lineage: Eukaryota; Metazoa; Arthropoda; Insecta; Diptera; Culicidae
Product: phosphatidylinositol-glycan biosynthesis class W protein-like
Biological process (GO): GPI anchor biosynthetic process; protein localization to plasma membrane
Cellular component (GO): endoplasmic reticulum; membrane
Molecular function (GO): glucosaminyl-phosphatidylinositol O-acyltransferase activity
Source: RefSeq, a predicted model, not a curated record
GUUAUCAUUUUAGUAAAUUUAAUCAUAAAAUAGUUCAAACCCGUAACUCCCGUCGAGCGGAAACAUGGACCCGCUCGAGUACAAAACCCUACACGAAAGCUCCAUGCAGAACAACAACGACGCCUCGGCGCUGAACGUUUUCCUGCACAUCGUUCCGUCGUAUUUUACCAUCGUCCACACCGUCCAGCUCGUGGCAUCGACCGCCCACAUUACCGGCCGGUUCGCCAUGGAGUUUUCACUGGUGGUGUUGCCCUUUCUCCUGAUGGUCACCGUUCUGCACCAGCUGGUGGUCAACAUUGCAGUGACAUUGGCCCUGGUAACCGGAAUUUCCGUCGUGCACCAGAUGAAGAACAAAACCCACCUGACGCCGUUUGCGGGAAGGCGGCCGCAGUUCAUGAGUGCCACCCGGGCCCUAAUAAACCUGAUGACGACCGUAUGCAUCGUGGCGGUGGACUUCCAGAUAUUUCCGCGGGAUUUGGCCAAGACGGAGACGUUCGGGUUUGGGCUGAUGGAUGUUGGGGUGAGAUUGUAUAAAAAAAAUGUCUUCAGCAAUGGAAUCGUGUACAAGGCUGAUCCGGAACGGAGAUCGUAUUUGACUAGGGUGAAUGACGUCCUGGUGGGAUGUCUGCCGUUGUGCGUGCUGGGAGUAGCUCGAUUCUUCGUGACGCAGGAGAUCGAUUAUCAACAGCACGUGUCGGAAUAUGGUGUCCAUUGGAACUUUUUCCUUACCCUGGCGAUCGUGAAAUUCUGCGGAACACUGAUCAUGGACGCUGAAAAGGAACCGGAGAUAGCCAAGAUCAUUGCCAUAACGGUGCUGUGCUGCCACGAGAUGAUGUUGCACCUUGGCGAGUCGCGUUACGUUCUGAACGAAGAAAUAGGACGAGUAAAUUUCUUGGAUGCCAAUCAGGAAGGUCUGGCAUCGGUUCCAGGGUAUGUGGCCUUGUAUCUGGCUUCAACAUACAUCGGCUCGGUUAUGCGGCCAUCGGUGGAGAUUCAACCCGUUAAGAAGUUCCUCCGACAGGCGAUAAAGCUGAGUAUCAUUGCUGGAGUCUGCUGGAAGAUGAUCGACGUUUGCGAGGAUAUGUUCGGAGUUUCCCGACGAUUGGCCAACAUGGGAUACGUUUUCUGGAUCCUGUCUAUCGGGUCGACGAUGAGUUGCCGUUUCUUGUUGCUCGAGAUCUACUUUUACUACGUGAGACUCGAGGAACCGACAACGCACCCAACACUGUCACAUGGACUUCAAAACAAAUACAGUGAAAAUUGUUGACAGCUCGAUCAACAAUUCAAAAACAUAGCUUACUAAGAUCACGCUAUAGAAUGUGAAGUCAAGAACCGUCAAAAUCGAAUCACCCCUUGCAGUUUUAUAGCCAGCGUAAAAAGCUGGAUAUAAACCUACUUUG